This is a messenger RNA of Protopolystoma xenopodis, 582 nucleotides long. Lineage: Eukaryota; Metazoa; Platyhelminthes; Monogenea; Polystomatidea; Polystomatidae. The record is from the annotation of a GenBank genome assembly.
AUGCGACGUCACACCUGCUUGCCGGGCCGUACGACGCCAGAGCGCGUUUGCCCUGCCCCGGUCAGGCCUUAUCUCUUUGCCCGGCUGGCUGUCUGUGCGUGUGUCCUUGCGUUUUCGAGGCGCGCUCCUUUAUGCCUCUUCCGUCCGCGGCCCUCUGCGCACGGUCGACCAGCCCCAGCCAAACUCGCCCUCUCCAUCCGGCCCGUCGGCUCGGCUCCGCUCCUCUGCUUUAACCUCACUCUCUCGCUUUCUCGCUCUCUACCGCUCUCUCUCUCUCGCUCUGUCGCACUCUUUCUCUCGCUCACGCCUAAUUAUGCCGGUCAAGACUUUGACUUGUUGAGGUCUUUAUUCGGUAGAGCCUUGUCGCUCUACACGCACACACCAACAUACAUACACACAUACACACACAGACACACAUGCCUUCCUACGCUCUCUCUCUCCGCUCGCUUCACACUCCUCUUCCGUCUGUCUUCUCCGAGCCUCAAUUUAGAGAAUAUACUUUUGUUUGUUGCGCCAGGUGGACUCGUUUUACCAUUGGCCUCACUUCAGGCAGACUUCGAGCCGUUGCGAUGGCAAAGAUAA